Molecule: messenger RNA, 342 nt
Organism: Cokeromyces recurvatus
Lineage: Eukaryota; Fungi; Mucoromycota; Mucoromycetes; Mucorales; Mucoraceae
Product: mitochondrial ATP synthase g subunit-domain-containing protein
Exons: 2
Coding region: 1-342 (113 amino acids)
Biological process (GO): proton motive force-driven ATP synthesis
Molecular function (GO): proton transmembrane transporter activity
Source: RefSeq, a predicted model, not a curated record
AUGGCUUCCAAGUAUAUUAGUUGUGCUCAAAACUACCUUAACAAACUUAUAGCUCUUCAAAAGCCUAUUGUCUACAACACCAAGGUGGCCGUUGAAGUAGCUAAACAAGUUUAUAAAAAGGAAGGCAUGGCAUUCCCUACUGGAGCACAAUUCUCUGAAGCUCAACAAACUCUUCAAAACAACUUGAAGAUCUCAAACUUGAAGAACUUGACUUCUGCUGAUGUUGUAAAAGGAGGUGUUGUUCUUGCCGAGAUUUAUACCUUUUUCCUCAUUGGUGAAAUUGUUGGCCGUAGAAAUUUGGUUGGUUAUAAUGUCAAGUCUGAAGAUCAUCACGAACACUAA